Molecule: messenger RNA, 629 nt
Organism: Nerophis lumbriciformis (worm pipefish)
Lineage: Eukaryota; Metazoa; Chordata; Actinopteri; Syngnathiformes; Syngnathidae
Source: RefSeq, a predicted model, not a curated record
CCAAUCACAAGUGAGUUAGAGCAAACCCAACUUCCUGGUUUACGUGACACAAGGAAGUGGAAAAAUUGCGUUUAUCUCCUUUAAAAGUCCACCAGGGCUCAGAAGUCACCAGCCAUGUCUGCCUUUCACCUCACACUCUUGCUUUUAGCAGUGAACGUGGCCUCCUUGGCUGCAUCCGGACCCCCCCAGGGUAAAAGGUCACUAAAUAACCUGCACGGAAUGAUCAAAUGUACCACAGGGAGACACUCUAUUGAAUAUAGUUCGUACGGCUGCUACUGUGGAGACGUGGAGAAAGGCAAGCCUAUAGACCAGACUGACCGGUGCUGCUUCCAACAUGGCUGCUGCUACGCUGGGGCCGAAAAAUUUGGCUGCAAGACCGACACGGACUACGACUGGUCAUGUAGAGACGGGACGGCUUAUUGUGGAAUAACUGAUGACAAGUGUCAGAAGUUGAUCUGCCACUGUGACCAAGAAUUCGCCAACUGCCUGAAAGAUGCACCCUACAAUUGGACCCCAGGCUGGCCGAUCUCCCAGUGCUCUGGAAGCAAACCAUCAUGUCUCUAUAAAGGAAAAUGAUCUUGGUAGUCAAUGAAGACCAAUAGUAGCCACAUCCUUACAGCAAUAGUUUA